AAGUGCAGUGUGCUGGUGCAGAUUGGCACAGAGUCCUCUCAGCCAGCUGGAGAGAUGGCAACCCUUGAGGAGACUGUCACCGGGGCACAGAUUGUUGCAGAAGCUUUAGUAGCACAAAAUGUAAAGUACAUGUUUGGUAUUGUUGGCAUUCCUGUUAUAGAAGUGGCUAUUGCAGCCCAGGUAGCUGGAAUCAAGUACGUGGGGAUGAGGAACGAGCAAGCUGCCUGUUAUGCGGCUUCAGCUGUUGGAUACCUGACCGGUCGACCUGGUGUUUGUCUUUGUGUAUCAGGACCAGGUCUCAUCAAUGCUCUCAGUGGCAUGGCUAACGCCAAUAUGAACUGUUGGCCAUUAAUUGUGUUGGCGGGAUCGUCUGACACCAAUCAGGAAACAAUGGGAGCCUUUCAAGAAUUUCCCCAGGUUGAAACCUGUAGACUUUACAGUAAAUUUUCAGCCAGGCCAAGUAGCUUGGAGGCUAUUCCUAAUGUAAUCGAAAAGGCUGUGCGAACCAGUAUAUAUGGCCGCCCUGGUGCUUGUUAUGUUGAUAUUCCUGGAGACUUUGUAAAUAAGAGCAUUAGUACGAGUGAUGUGAGGUACCCUGAUUGCUGUUUACCAGCUCCCAUCAGUCUGGCUGAUACAUUUGAAGUGCACAAAGCGUUGCAGGUCUUAAAGAAUGCUCACCAACCCCUUGUAAUAAUAGGGAAAGGGGCUGCUUCUUCACGAGCAGAAAACAGCAUCCGAAGAUUUGUGGAAGACUAUGGACUUCCAUUUUUACCCACUCCUAUGGGUAAAGGAGUUGUACCCGACAAUCAUCCAAACUGUGUAUCUGCAGCACGAUCCAGUGCUCUGAAGAAUGCUGAUGUUAUAUUACUGCUUGGUGCUCGGCUUAAUUGGAUUCUGCACUUUGGUCUCCCACCAAGGUUUCAAGAAAAUGUGAAUAUUAUACAGGUGGAUAUUUGUGCAGAAGAGCUUGGUAAUAAUGUUAAACCUGCAGCCAGUCUCCUGGGGGACAUCGAUGCAGUGACUAAACAGCUUUUAGAACAUCAGCGCAGAACCACCUGGAAGUUCCCAUCAGAUUCUUCUUGGUGGAAGGACCUCAGGGCGAAAAUAAAGGCCAAUGAAGAAAAUACAAACGCUUUGGCAUCGCAAACCUCCCUUCCUAUGAAUUACUACACUGUGUUUCACCAUGUCCGAGAGGAGUUGCCUAGUAACUGCAUCAUUGUGAGUGAGGGAGCUAAUACGAUGGACAUUGGCCGGACCAUGCUUCAGAACUACCAACCACGACACAGAUUGGAUGCUGGCACAUUUGGCACAAUGGGAGUUGGCCUGGGGUUUGCCAUAGCAGCAGCAAUGGUAACAAAAGAACAGAGCCCUGAACAGCGAGUGAUAUGCGUGGAGGGAGACAGCGCCUUUGGUUUUUCUGGUAUGGAAGUUGAAACAAUGUGCCGAUACAACCUGCCCAUCAUUAUCAUAGUUGUAAAUAACAAUGGGAUAUACAGUGGAUUUGAUGAGGAUACUUGGGCUGAAAUGUUAAAGUCUGGUGAUCCAGAGUCUAUUGCACCUCCUCUUUCUCUUAAGCCAAAUGCUCACUACGAGCAGGUAAUGACUGCGUUUGGUGGGAAAGGAUACUUUGUUCGUACUCCUGACGAGCUACAACUUGCGCUAAAACAAAGUCUAGCCGAAAAGAGGUUGCCAUCGCUUAUCAAUGUCAUGAUUGAUCCGCAGUCAGACAGAAAGAAACAGGAGUUCCACUGGCUGACCCGUUCCAAUUUAUGAUUGAUAAAGUCAUAUCUGCAGGCCCAGAAGAUUGUAUUUUAGAUUUGAAAUUAUCCAAACCCUCCAGAAUUAAUAUCAAAUGUUGAAGCUUUCCUGCUCUUCUUUUCAAAACACCAGACUUGCAUUCUUCUGAGUAAAAUGUUAAUAAUAAUAAUAAUAAUAAUAAUAAUAAUAAUGGGAAAUAUGUCUAACAACUAAUUUCAAAUUUUUUUCUCUAAGCUGAUGCUUUACA
This is a messenger RNA of Pelobates fuscus (common spadefoot toad), 2005 nucleotides long. It is a transcript of the gene HACL1, whose product is annotated as 2-hydroxyacyl-CoA lyase 1. The transcript is spliced from 17 exons. Gene Ontology annotation, molecular function: magnesium ion binding; thiamine pyrophosphate binding; catalytic activity. Gene Ontology annotation, cellular component: peroxisome. Gene Ontology annotation, biological process: fatty acid alpha-oxidation. The coding region runs from base 55 to 1773 and encodes 572 amino acids. The record is from RefSeq and is a predicted model, not a curated record. Lineage: Eukaryota; Metazoa; Chordata; Amphibia; Anura; Pelobatidae.